Molecule: messenger RNA, 1205 nt
Organism: Xenopus tropicalis (tropical clawed frog)
Lineage: Eukaryota; Metazoa; Chordata; Amphibia; Anura; Pipidae
Exons: 5
Coding region: 246-1205 (319 amino acids)
Cellular component (GO): membrane
Source: RefSeq, a predicted model, not a curated record
CAGGAGGAGGAGGAGACGUCCCUCUCCCAGUGACUGGCCGUGUAGGGGAGACUGUCUCACUGCCGUGCCCUCUGAAUCUGACAGUUCCUAUUAAAGGAGUCACAUGGAUAUUUCAUGUCAAUGGGGAAAAAAUAUUCCUGGCUGAAUUCAGAGACCAGAAGUUUAUCAGAGAGAAUGAGAAUUAUUUCCCCAACCGGCUGGAAGGGUCUAACAGUGGCACCGCAUUACUGAUCAGGGAGCUGAGAAUGGAGGAUUCUGGGAUCUUCACUGCACUAAUUAUUUUUAAUGGAGAAUUGAGAGACAUUUCUUAUAAUGUCACUGUGUGGGAGCCUCUCCCCAUCCCUACACCAGUAAUAGAGAAGACAUUAGAUGGGAAUUCCUCUGAUCUCUGCCAUCUUCAUUGUUCUGUCCCAUCAAACUCACCAACCCUGUCCUACAGUUGGACCUACAGAGAUACUGGCACUGACAGACUAUAUGCCAAUGGCAGCACAAUCACUGUAUCACUGAAGGAUAAGGCAUUGGGGGCAGAAUUUACCUGCUGGGUACAGAAUCCUGCUCACAGGAACAGCACAUCCGUCCCUUUAUAUCCAUGUGGGGAGGCAAAGAAUGGAGCAACUGGAAGAGGUUAUCUUUUGCCCGCAAUAAUUGCCAUAAGUUUGAUCGGUGUUAUACUUGUCUGCAUCAUUAUAGCUGUAUAUAUAGCUGUAUAUAAAGCUGUAUAUAGCAGGAGAAAACAAAUAAUGCAGAGACCAGCUGCCCCGGAACACCAGGCUGAUAUCAAAGAUGGUGCAGAUGAACAGAUACCGCUCCAGGAAGUCCUGUCUACUCCUGCGUCAAUGGUCAACUCCACCAAUAAUAGACUGAGUAAGGGACAUGUGAAGAACUGGAAAACAGAUCUCGGAGGCAAAACUUCCAUUUUAAUGUUGACCCUGGAAGUUACGGGCUCCUAUAUAUUACAGUUUGUAGCUUGGGCCAACAUGGAGCCCUCUCACACUGCCGCUACUGGUUCCUUGGAGAUUGUCCUGGAAGCACUCCUCAAGCAUCUGGAGUUCCAGGAGGCUCAACAGGCUCAUCUCUUCCAGUCCCUUCAGCUUUUUGCCUCCUGUCUGGACACCCUUCAAGGGGUGCAAGGUGCUUCUGCUCCAUCUUCUCAGGUUUCUGCCCUGGCUGCUACUCCUGCUGUGGUACAGUCCCAGAAAUCAUGA